Molecule: messenger RNA, 939 nt
Organism: Castor canadensis (American beaver)
Lineage: Eukaryota; Metazoa; Chordata; Mammalia; Rodentia; Castoridae
Product: olfactory receptor 2B11-like
Biological process (GO): G protein-coupled receptor signaling pathway
Cellular component (GO): membrane
Molecular function (GO): G protein-coupled receptor activity; olfactory receptor activity
Source: RefSeq, a predicted model, not a curated record
AUGGCACUAAUUAAUGAAAGUCACCCUGAAGAGUUUAUUCUACUAGGCUUUGCUGACCAUCAUUGGCUAGAGCUUCCUCUAUUUAUUAUUCUUCUGAUAAUAUAUCCCAUAGACAUGAUAGGAAACAUUGCAAUCAUUCUGGUGUCCAGGUUAGACCCCCAUCUCCACAGCCCCAUGUAUUUCUUCCUCUCCAACCUCUCCUUUUUGGACAUGUGUUACACCACAAGCAUUGUCCCUCAGAUGCUGUGUAACCUGGGAAGCUCUACAAAGACAAUCAGCUAUACUUGGUGUGUGGUUCAGCUUUAUUUCUACAGCAUAAUGGGAGGCACAGAAUGUCUACUCUUGGCCAUUAUGUCUGUUGACCGCUAUGUGGCCAUCUGCAGACCUCUGCACUACUCUCUCAUCAUGAAUCAGCACAUCUGUAUCCUAUUAGUGUCCAUUGCGUGGCUGACUGGAAUGAUCUAUGCAAUCUCUGAAGCUUCUAUUACACUCCAGUUGCCAAUGUGUGGUGUAAAUAUACUUGAUCACUUGGUGUGUGAAAUUCCAGUUCUGAUAAAAACUGCCUGUGGUGAAAAACAGGCUAAUGAAUUUGCACUCUUUUGGGGAUGUAUUUUUAUGUUAGUUGUUCCUCUAUGCUUAAUUCUUGCUUCCUAUGGUAGUAUCGGACAUGCUAUAUUGAAAAUCAAAUCUUCUGAAGGAAGGAAAAAGGCCUUUGGGACAUGUUCUUCUCAUCUCAUUGUAAUUUUCUUAUUUUCUGGUCCAGCCAUUAGCAUGUACCUUCAGCCCCCCUCCUCCAUCUCUAGGGACCAGCCCAAAUUCAUGGCUCUGUUCUAUGGAGUGGUGACUCCUACAAUCAACCCCUUCAUCUAUACCCUGAGGAAUAGGGAUGUGAAGGGGGCAUUAGGCAACCUGGUGAGGAGUAUUUUCUGUCGCAAGUGA